UAAUAAUUAAAAUUAUUGAUGUUCUUCGUUAUCUGUUGACUGUUCUGAUGACCUAUUGAGGUUGAACACUAUUAUUUAUUACUGAAUUUAUUCCUUUGUUUGUUACAAUUAGUUAAUUUACUAAUUUUACAUUAAAUUAAAUAGAUAUUGCAAGCGGAAAUGAAUCUCUACUUGUUACUUUUUCACUUUGGUCUAGUCAUGGGUGACAGGAACAUGUUACCGAACAGAACGACUAUAGUCCACCUGUUCGAGUGGAAGUGGACAGACAUCGCCGAUGAAUGCGAGAGGUUCCUCGCACCUAAAGGAUUUGGUGGAGUGCAGAUAUCUCCGCCAUCAGAAAACUUGAUAAUUAACUUGAAUGGACAAAGAACAUGGUACGAACGCUACCAGGUCAUGUCAUACAAACUGACAACACGGUCGGGCAGUCGGGCGGAAUUCAGAAACAUGACACGGAGAUGUAAUAAGGUUGGUGUAAGGAUUUACGCAGACGUAGUGGUUAACCACAUGACAGGUUCCCAAGCUAAUAACAAAGGCACUGGUGGCAGCACUGCUAACUUUGAUAAAUAUGACUACCCUGGCGUGCCUUACAACGCCUCCCACUUUCACCACCCCUAUUGCAUCAUUAGUAAUUACAACAACGCUACUGAGGUCCGAAACUGUCAACUGCUCGGAUUAAAGGAUUUAAACCAAACCGAAGAGUACGUGCGAAACAAAAUAGUACGGUAUUUCAAUAAGCUCAUUAAGCUUGGGGUCGCCGGAUUCAGAGUGGAUGCAGCCAAACACAUGUGGCCGAAUGAUCUCAGGGAGAUUUACAAAAGGCUCUACAAUCUCAACCCCGCAUUCGGAUUUGCCGCCGACGCGAGGCCUUACAUUUACCAAGAGGUGAUUUAUUACGGCAAUGAGCCUAUCCGUUCCGAGGAGUACACGCCUCUGGGAGACGUCACUGAAUUUAGAGUUGGUUCGGAACUAAAGAAUGUAUUCCGCGGCCAGAACGCCAUGAAGUGGCUAGUAAAUUGGGGCCCACAGUGGAACUUGGCACCGAGCGAAACAGCACUUGUCUUCAUAGAUAACCACGAUACACAAAGAAGUGACGAUGUCUUAACUUAUAAAGAAGCUAGAGCUUAUAAAGCAGCCAUAGCCUUCAUGUUGGCACACCCAUACGGCAAUCCUCGAGUGAUGAGCAGUUACUUCUUCACUGACAGUAACCAAGGACCGCCUGCUGACGACAACGAGAACAUUGUUUCUCCGAGUAUUAAUGAUGACGAUACAUGUGGCAAUGGCUGGGUGUGCGAGCAUCGCUGGCGACAGAUAUACCAAAUGGUAGCCUUCAGGAACGCUGUUGAAAAGGCUCCCAUACAAAAUUGGUGGGACAACGGGAACAAACAAAUUGCCUUCGGUAGAGGGGGCAGGGGCUUCAUCGUGAUUAAUGGAGAUGUCACCGACUUGAAUCAAACGUUGCAGACAGGUUUACCAGAGGGGUUGUACUGUGAUAUUAUAACGGGUAAGAACCUUGGUGUGGAGUGUACGGGACGCAAAAUAUCUGUUGGUAGUGAUGGUCGAGCUUAUUUCUUUAUCUCCAAAGAUGCCGAAGAUAUGCAUUUGGCUAUACAUGUUGGACCAGAGUCUAGAAUAAAUUAACUGAAAAUUAUAAAAGUGCAACACAGGAUGUUUAAUUAUUAUUAUUAAUACAUUAAUAUUCACAUUAAUAAUAUACAUGAUAUCUAAUAUAAUCAAAACUUUUAUUAAAGGAAAGCUUGCAACUG
This is a messenger RNA of Bicyclus anynana (squinting bush brown), 1763 nucleotides long. Its product is annotated as alpha-amylase. The transcript is spliced from 11 exons. Lineage: Eukaryota; Metazoa; Arthropoda; Insecta; Lepidoptera; Nymphalidae. Gene Ontology annotation, molecular function: cation binding; alpha-amylase activity. The coding region runs from base 160 to 1638 and encodes 492 amino acids. The record is from RefSeq and is a predicted model, not a curated record. Gene Ontology annotation, biological process: carbohydrate metabolic process.